Branchiostoma floridae (Florida lancelet) is the source of this 1139-nucleotide messenger RNA. RefSeq lists its product as uncharacterized. The transcript is spliced from 4 exons. Lineage: Eukaryota; Metazoa; Chordata; Leptocardii; Amphioxiformes; Branchiostomatidae. The record is from RefSeq and is a predicted model, not a curated record. Bases 98 to 862 code for a protein of 254 amino acids.
UCUUUUAUUCCAUCGAACGCAUCGGUGCAACGGUUUGAAUAAACACACAUUUUGGAGUUGCUUUUCACGUAUUUCAGUCUCUCUACAAGAGCUCAAAAUGCUCCGUGUACCCGUAGCGCUGUUACUGCUAGCUCUAGUCAUCCCUAGGCUACCCGCUAUCCCAACCCGUACCGCUUCCAAACACAGAGUCCCUCGCGCCGACUUGGAGGACGACACGGACGAACUUGUGCAAAAUGUCGACCAGGUCGUGGACAAGAUGAACAAGGCGCUGGGGGCUGCAGAUGACGCAGCCGAGACGGAUUCAGACGACACCUUGAAGAAUGGUCUGUCAGUCAAGACCACCGAGGUCCGCAUCACUCCACAAAAAGACAAGGCUGAUGAAGACGACAAGAAGGCUGGACCAGUUAAAGCUGCUGCCAACAAAGAGGAACCUCCCGUGACAGUUGCAAAACCAGUCAAAAGCAUCAGUAAAGACGCCUUGGUGGGAAACGCCUUGGAAAAUCCUGAACUCCUCGACUACUUCCUGUCAGCGGGUGAUGGCGUUCCUCCUGCCUUCUUCUUCCCUCAAAAAGCGCCCGAAGAAAUAAUUGCUGAGGAGCCCAAACCUAUUGCAGGGAUCGACUUCAACGAUGAGGAGACACAGGAAGCCCUGGAGGAACUGGAGGCAGACCACAUGGCGCAGGAAAUUGCCAAUCUAGAUGAUAAUGUUGAUAUAGAUGGAGGAGAUCUCAUUGCAUCCCUGGGCCUUCUGGGUCCUCAAAAAUCUAUCCCAUUCGCAGAAGACGAUUUCGAGGAGGAAUUGGACGAUGACGAGUUCGAUGAUGAUGACGAUGAUGACGAAAUCGAGCUUUCCGAGUAUUAGGAGGAUGAUGUGGACUGACGUCAUGAAGACCGAUGACGUAUGCACCACAACAGCACUGCUUCCGUUUGACAUUUAUUCCUUCGUCUUUAUCUUUGCGUCUUUAUAGUCAUAUAACCGUUUGAUAUAAUAUCGUGUCUUUGUUCUAACAAGACAGCCAAGUGAUAUAAGCCCAUUUGUAAAUAUGAUCGUCUUUUUUCUGCCCGAAGAUCUGACUGCGGAAUUUUCAUGUUUUGAUGUAAUGAAUAAAGUUGAUGAAUAAAGUUAAAGUCAACGGCAA